Aureobasidium pullulans EXF-150 is the source of this 1188-nucleotide messenger RNA. RefSeq lists its product as uncharacterized. Bases 334 to 1095 code for a protein of 253 amino acids. The transcript is spliced from 2 exons. The record is from RefSeq and is a predicted model, not a curated record. Lineage: Eukaryota; Fungi; Ascomycota; Dothideomycetes; Dothideales; Saccotheciaceae.
UCCUUUUGGAUAUAAGGGUUUCCUACGGCGCUUCCACACUCGCUUUCUUUGUUUCGUAUCAAUCUUGGUACUUCUUGGUGUUGUGGGAAAAAGGAAGUUAAUUCUGCAUUGCAUCCUUCUUUCUUGUGCUGUGCCUCUUUUCCGCUACCUCCGUACUUUUGGUCCUUGAGGCGGUCUUUUGUACUGUCGGAAGGUCUGCAGCAACACAGCGAGUCACGAAUUUGUAUUGGUGCAUCAAACAUCUACUGGACAACAUCUUCCGGAUAUCUCAAGCAGUGCUACCCUCUACUCCUUCCUCACCCUAGAUCUACAAGCCUCCGACAAAUUACGAGCAUGAAGAUCUCAACUCUGACAGCCACAUUGGCUAUAAUGUUCUCGGCCUCUGUCAAGGCAGCACCGACACUUGAACAACGCUGGUCAUCUCCAUCAUUCUGGACUUCGCACUCAGGACACUCUGCAUCCACACGCCGCGGCUGCAACUAUUCUCUCUGCGACCUCUCAAAAGCAAGACUACCUCAAGCACCAACACCUCUCCCGCCGCCUUCAUACAACUUAUCUCUCAGCCAUGUCUCCAUUGGUCGCGGGACUCAGAAUUACACUUGCGAUCUGUCGAACAGCACAUCCAUUCCGGUCGCGGCGGGUGCAACGGCAGCUCUUUACAACGUCUCUUGCAUCGCCGCCAACCACCCAACUCUCCUUUCUCUGAUACCUGGUAUCGCCAUCAACCUCCCUCUUCCCACGUCUUCUUCCGCUCUGUCGCCGAUAAACAUGGAACUCUCAGGUCAUCAUUACUUCCUGGACGCGACUACACCUUUCUUCAAUCUCGACACUGAAGUCCACAGCUACGGCAUUGGUGCUUUCAAGAAACUCAACGCUACUUCUGCGCCUGAGGGUGCUGUGAUUGGUGUGGAUGGCUCUGGUAUGGGUGCUGUACCGUGGCUAAAGUUGACAGAGAAGUUUGGAGUUGAAGGAAGUCAAAAGCUGAAAGAAGUGUUCAGAGUCAACACUGCUGGGGGUCAGCCACCUGCUACUUGCCAGGGUCAGCAAGAAAGUAUUCUUGUCGAGUAUGCUGCGGAGUAUUGGGUAUAUGUCUGAUGUGGUUUUUUCUUCUUCUUCUAUAUUUCUUUUUCAGGUGGUAAAUUAAUGCUAGCUUUGGAGGUCGAUCUUGGGAUAGCAAGCAAGUGCGGG